Molecule: messenger RNA, 464 nt
Organism: Acanthoscelides obtectus
Lineage: Eukaryota; Metazoa; Arthropoda; Insecta; Coleoptera; Chrysomelidae
Source: the annotation of a GenBank genome assembly
GUUCCUUGUAAGCGAUUUUCUGUGAUUGUGUAACAAACACGUUCAAGGGGGAAUUAAUAUCAGUCUAGGUAGUCGCGAUAAAAAAUUUAUUAGUGUACACAGAUGAGUUAGAACGAGGUUGAGAAAAAAUGGGUCGAGAUUUUAAAAAUGUCGAGCAAAAUCCGUUCAUAAGUGGGGAUUCUCACCAUGUAGAAAUCGGCAAGAAAAACCCACAGACGAGGCCAAGAGCAAGAAGAAAAUACAUAAUAGCCCCAGUGAUACUAGUGAUAGUGAUAGUAAUUUUAGUGUUAGCUUUUACGACGAAUGUAUUCUCGAAGAAGACUCAGGGGGUAUUGGUACCUCCGAAUCCGACCAAGCCUCUACCACCAUCUGCUUCCACACUGCACGUGAUGGAUAAAGGAGCCAUUUGUGCAGAUGGUCCACCCUGUGCAGAAAUUGGAAAGUAAGUGAAUCAUGCAGUAUGC